UCCCUCGAAAAAUUUUUGAUUUUAAAUUUGAAUUUAGAGAGUUGAGUUUUGGAAAACACUUGCUUUCCAUUGAAAUUAAAUCUUUGAAAAUCGACAUUUUACUGUAGGAAGUGUUGUGAAUGUGAUUAUUUAAAAAACAAAUCUGAUACUUAUUUUAUUACUUUAAUUUUUCUUUCGUUACAAUAUGAGUGAAGAAGAUCAUUAUUUAGAAUUAGAUGUUUUGGAUAUUAUUGAUAAUUCUGAAAACUUAUUUGAUAGUGAAAACCCUUCAGAAAUCAGCAAUUCUGAACAAUAUUCUGGCCCUAUUGUGGCUAGUACAGAAUCUGCACAACUACUCGCAACAGCUAAGAAUGUUCAAAGUGGCAAAAGUGAAGUUCCUAAGACUACAAGAUUGCCAAUGGCUAGGAUAAAAAAUAUUAUUAAAAUGGAUCCAGACGUCCAAAUGGUAACCGCCGAAGCUGUGUUUUUAGUAACUAAAGCUACUGAGAUGUUUCUAGAAACAAUUGCAAAGGAAACCUUUGUUUACACAUCACACCACAAAAGAAAAACAAUAGCUAAGAAAGAUCUAGAUGUUAUUAUUAAUAAGGUGGACUGUUUGUGCUUCCUGGAAGGUGCUAUGGACUUCUAAUGGCAAUGUUUUGUAAAAUUAUAAUUAAUUACAAUAAGCUCAUUCACAUUAUUACCUAUGAGUUGAGCGGGGAAGGGUGAACAUAUUAUAUUAUGAAAUGCAUUACAGUAGAAACUUGAUGAUUUGGCCCUCAGUUAUACGGAUUCACAAUUACCCGGACUUAUAAUUACAUACCUACAAGUCGAAUUUAUGUGAGUUUAAAUGAAAUUGAACUCAGAACUGGCAUUACCUCUCCCAUUGUGAAUUGAUGAUGAGCCAUCUCAUGAUAAAGCACUUCAUAGCUCUCCAGUGUUUGGAAACAAGUCUUAUGUCAAAUGACAAUUUUUUAACAAUAUUAGACUGAUUAUUUCAAUUCAUAAUUAACAAAUAUGCAGUGUAAACAAAUUAUAAGUAUAUAUGUGCCUUAAUAUUUUAUGUUUAAGGCUGCACUACAUAAUUCAGUAUUUAUGUAUGUAAUCUAAGAAUGUAUGAAUCAUAUGUUGAAAAAUGUUUCUCUAAAAAAUUUCUUAGAAUCAUUGAUUUUCGUUGAUAUGUAUUUUUUGUUUUUAAUAAACACAACUUUAUAUACUUACUACAUAUAAUGCACAAAACCCACUUUUCUUCAUACAUUAAGUUAUAUGGAUCUUUGAUCACCUCACGAUAACUGUUAAUUCGGUUAGUUGAGUUUCUACCGUAUUCAACAGUUAGAGAGUGAUGUCAAGUAAAAGAAGAGGUAAUGUCAGUUACUAAGAAGGAAAUGUCUGCUUGUGUUGGUAUACAUACCGACAAGUAGAAAGGAUGGAUAAAACUAUAUUGACUGCAUACAUAUGGCUAAUUAGGGAUGUUCUAGAAAUGGGCCUAUUAGGAGUACAAAGUAUAAAAGAACAUGUAUGUAUGAACAUUAUAUGAUGAUGUAAUUGAUGAGGUUGUUUUAGUUUGAGCUCAAUACAGCAGCAUACUAUGAGAAGAAGUUGUUUGUGAAGAAAUAAAAUCAGCCUUCUGACAACAUUGUUAGUUUUUAUAAAGUUUUCCACAUUAAUAUAUCUUUUCUUACACAAAUUAAAUUUGAAAACAAAGUUUAUGAAUGAUGCAAUUGUUUAUAUAUUUACUAUGCAAUUAUGUUUUGUAUUACAACUUUUUUUUAAUCUAAA
Molecule: messenger RNA, 1758 nt
Organism: Leptidea sinapis
Lineage: Eukaryota; Metazoa; Arthropoda; Insecta; Lepidoptera; Pieridae
Gene: PolE4
Product: DNA polymerase epsilon subunit 4
Exons: 2
Coding region: 185-628 (147 amino acids)
Cellular component (GO): nucleus; epsilon DNA polymerase complex
Molecular function (GO): protein heterodimerization activity
Source: RefSeq, a predicted model, not a curated record